Molecule: messenger RNA, 1620 nt
Organism: Trametes versicolor FP-101664 SS1
Lineage: Eukaryota; Fungi; Basidiomycota; Agaricomycetes; Polyporales; Polyporaceae
Exons: 2
Coding region: 1-1620 (539 amino acids)
Source: RefSeq, a predicted model, not a curated record
AUGGCUUUGCUACGCAAACAGAUUGAAGAGAAUAUCCCUCAAAUACUUCAUAAUGAAGACUGGCGCACGCCGUCGGCGGCUCCCAGGCUCCCACACGAAAUACUCCUCGUCAUCUUCAGAGCUGCCCGUGCACCACGCUAUCUGCGCGCCCCAUCUGUCAAUGCUUGCCACGGCUCCAACAGCACAUGGCUCUCCGAGCUGCGCGUACGCAAAGCCCUCAUGUUGGUCUGCAAGGGAUGGUCCGACGUGGCGACGGAGCUAUUCUACGAAGACAUCGUGCUCCGACGGAUGGGUCAAAUCAUUGCGCUUGCGGACAUUCUUACGACCAAUCACGGUUCGCAACGGGACCUCGCGAUGCUUGUGAAGAGCAUUCGUCUGGAUACGUGCAUCGUCCUAGGGCCAUGUGCUGACGCCGUCCGCGAUGCUUUUACAUCCAUCCUAUCGCUGUGCAUAGCGCUUCGGGCUUUCGAAUAUCAUACAGCCAAGAGCUUCCCAACAACACUUACGCUACCUCCGGGAGACUCUGCCGGCGCAUUCAACCCAAGCUGGUUUGUCGAAGACGGUCCUGAGGCCUUCCAGCUUGCCUUUCGGGAGCGAGUGUCGAUGCUCACAUCGCUGGACCUCGCAAUGCGUCUAUCGCACAAGCAAGUCGCGCACCUACACAGGCUUCUCUCCACCGCAACAUGCCUCGAAAUUCUGAAAGUGGGCCAGGUGUACCACGUGGAGCACGAAGGAGAUCAUCUCGACUCGCUGCCGGUCCUACACCUCCCAAAACUGAAGGCGCUCUAUCUUCCCGUCAUCGAACCCCGCUUUGUCGCCUAUGUGUCCACGAAUUGGGUCAUCCCCUGCUUGAAGCAACUGACGACUCUCUUCUCAUCCGAGACCUUCAAGCCCCGCACGCUCCUUGCGGCCCACGGCGCCCGUCUCGUCUACCUGCAUCUCUAUCCGAAGAGGGACCUGGACCUCGCGAUCUGCAACGAGGAUCUCGCGCGUGUGGUCGAGUUGUGCCCCGUCGUGGAACACCUCGUGCUGGGCCUACCGAUUGCUAUGUUCAAACACAGGUCAAAACUGUCCGCAUUCUGCGCCCUGUCCGCCGCUCUCCGAUAUCUAGAUAUAUGGACGUGGGGGCAUGCGUUCCACAGUCCCCGCCGAUACAAGUUCCCUACAGCCGUUGCAGUCCACGUGAGGUACUUGAACCGGAGGCUCCCCUUCGUUGACCUCCCAACGAUCUGCGAUCCAAGGAUUCAUCUAGAGGGCGAUGAAACGCGUAUAGUCGACUUUCCUUGGACUCAGGCCGCCUGGUCCAAAUACUGCGUUUUCCCCGUGAUCACUCCACAUUCAGUUGCAAAAGCAAUCAGUGACGAGGACGCCAACGCAGACGAGUGGAGCGAAUACAACCCGGAACGCGAAGAGACUGACUCCGACAACACCGACGACACAGACCAGUCCACCCGGGAGGAUGCGAGCGCCUUACUCUUGGAGGAGCGGGGGUAUGUCGACGGAAGCGAAGAGGAAGAGGACGAGGCUGACGAGAACGACCAAGACAAGUUGGACGAAGACGUCGACGACUCCGAGGGCGUUUCAGAACGCGAGUCGGACUAUCGGGAUGCCGGCCAAUAA